CAGCCAGUCACAGCACAGUCAGCAGCAGUCCGGUCCGUCUGUCAUUCAGUCGGUCAUCCGAUGACGUACUGUAAGAACGUCUGAUUUGGUAGCCGGCGCGAGUUACGAGCAAUUUUCUUCAAACUUCAAAUCGCGUUUAUUCAAUUACAAAUUAUUAUCUUACGAGCGCCCGGAUGCGCAAGAGUACGAGGCGAAUGCUCGCACACGGCCGGACACAGUGAAUCAAACAUUAUUCAGUUAAAAAAGUUCCCAAUCUCAUACACUCUGUAAAUUGUGAGUGCAUUCGCAACGUUUGUUUUGAUUAAAAUCCAACCCCGUUCUCUGUGUUGAUUCGAGAGUAUUUCAGCGAUAAAGAUGAAAAUGCAGAAUUCAAAGGAGGAGACUUCGGACGACGAAGCUGGAUUGGGGUACCAGAACACAUUGAUGUAUGGUCGUUACCAGCGCGAUUUAAGCGAGGCGGCCAGAGAGGAAGCCAGGCGACUGCGCAGACUCCGCAAGAAGAGGCGGAAAGACGACAAGCUAAGGCAGAAGGAGCUCGAGUCUACGGGCAAGCAUAGACCCAGGGGGAAGUUCUUCAAGAUUCUAGGUUACGUAUGGCGGCACACGUUCGCGAGGCUGGGCGAGGACUGGGUGUUCCUGGCGCUCCUGGGCAUCAUCAUGGCCGUGCUCAACUUCGCCAUGGACAGGGGCAUCGCUAUAUGCAAUAAUGCUCGCAUGUGGAUGUACAAGGAUCUGGCGACUUCAACCUUCAGCCAGUACAUCGCGUGGGUCUCGUUGCCCGUGUGUCUGAUACUAUUCGCGGCUGGCUUCGUGCACAUUGUCGCAGCACAGAGUAUAGGGUCUGGUAUACCUGAAAUGAAGACUAUACUUCGAGGGGUGCAUUUGAAAGAGUACUUGACGUACCGGGCGCUCAUAUCCAAGGUUAUCGGCCUGACCGCCACGCUGGGCUCUGGUCUGCCACUGGGUAAAGAGGGUCCAUCAGUCCACAUCGCUUCCAUGGUAGCCUCCCUGCUCUCGAAGUUGGUGACGACGUUCCAAGGCAUCUACGGCAACGAGUCGCGCACCAGCGACAUGCUGGCGGCCGCCUGCGCCGUCGGCGUCGCCUCGUGCUUCGCAGCGCCCGUCGGCGGCGUGCUGUUUUCAAUUGAAGUAACGACUACUUACUUCGCCGUGAGGAAUUAUUGGAGAGGGUUCUUCGCCGCCUGCUGCAGCGCUAUUAUGUUCCGCCUUCUCUCCGUAUGGUCGGGUGCGAUGCCCACAGUGAAGCCGCUGUUCCCCACGCACCUGCCUCAGGACUUCCCCUUCGACCCUCAAGAGUUUGCCGUCUUCGUACUACUAGGUGUGGUGAGCGGCCUACUAGCAGCGUUGUGGGUGUGGUUACAUCGUCAAUACGUAUUGUUCAUGAGAAACACUAAAACGCUCAGCAACUUCCUACAGAAAAACCGGUUCAUCUACCCCGGGUUCAUGACGCUGGCCGUCAUGUCGAUAUUGUUCCCGCCCGGCAUCGGCAAGUAUAUGGCCGCGGACCUCGGCAACCAGGAACAGGUGUUAUCCCUAUUCUCUAACUUCACGUGGGGCGACGAGUUAUCGGCCGAUCAAGCGGCCGUAGUGGCUCACUGGCAGGCCCCGGGACUAGACUACUUCGGAUGCCUGUUCAUAUACUUCUGUUCUAUCUUCUUCCUGAGCAUGGUGUCUUGCACGCUGCCAGUGCCGGCUGGCAUAUUCGUGCCAGCGUUCAAGAUGGGCGCCUCGCUGGGCAGACUGGCGGGGGAGCUGAUGCACUACUGCUGCCCCCUGGGCGUCGCUUACGGCGGACAAAUACAGAAGAUAUUGCCAGGUGGAUACGCGACCGUAGGCGCAGCUGCUUUCACGGGUGCCGUGACGCACACCGUAUCCACUAUCGUCAUCGUGAGCGAGAUGACGGGACAGGUGACCCACAUCCUUCCAAUAAUGGCGGCAGUGUUGGCAGCCAACGCAGUAGCUUCUCUACUGCAGCCGUCCUGCUUCGACAGCAUAAUCCUCAUCAAGAAACUGCCAUACCUGCCCGACCUGCUGUCUUCUGCCAGUCGCAUGUAUGAUAUCUGCGUCGAGGACUUCAUGGUACGCGACGUGAAGUAUAUAUGGGACCGCAUGACCUUCCAGCAACUGAAAGACAUGCUUAAAGAGAAUAAGACAAUCAAGAGCUUCCCACUAGUGGACAGUCCAUCGUCGAUGGUGCUGCUGGGCUCAAUUCAUCGCUGGGAACUGGUCAAGGUCAUAGAGAGACAAGUCGGCCGGGAAAGGAGACUGCAGGUGGCAGCACUGUGGCACCGUGAAGCAGAGUUACGCAGAAGAGACGAAGAAGCCCGACGCAGCAGAGUGCGCAGACCUUCCCGGUUCGAGGUAACACCAGCACCGGAUAUGCUGCAGCCUCCGACGAAUCUCACGCGCGGAUCUUCGCUCACCAACAAUCACCACGCUGGACUGUUGCCAGCGCCAGGCCAGUUGUUCCGUCCGAAGUCGAUUCUGAAGAAGACCAACUCGUUCACUUUAAGUCGCAGUCCCACAUCCGCGCCCCUGUCGCCCUCGUCUCCCCAACCAUCCGUCUACACCACCGUUACUGGGGCCGAAACCAGGAUUCGCGCAGCGUUCGAAGCUAUCUUCAAGCGAUCGUCGCUGCUGCAGGACGUCGAGGGGGGGCUGGGGGAGCCCCUCCCCCGCACACCCUCUAUCUACAAGAAAGUUCAGUUGCCUCGCGAGCGAGUUUGCGAUAUGUCGCCUGAGGACCAGAAGGCGUGGGAGACCCUCGAGAUGUCGAAAGAGAUCGACUUUGAUAGAAUGCUGCAGAUCGCCAGAAAGAGAGACAUGCAUCCCGACGAGAUGGAUAUGGAAGACGACAGCCAUUACACUUGCCACAUAGACCCCGCGCCAUUCCAGCUAGUAGAACGCACAUCGUUACUGAAGGUGCACUCUUUGUUUUCGACUCUCGGUGUGAGCAGAGCUUACGUGACUGCCAUAGGACGACUGAUAGGUGUCGUGGCUCUGAAAGAGCUCCGUAAAGCGAUAGAGGACGUGAACUCUGGAGCCCUGACGGUGGCCACGCGGCCCGCGCCCCCCGCCCCGCGCCGCGCCCCCUCCCCGCCGCCCCCCUCGCCGCCCCCCUCGCCGCCCCCCUCACCCAGAGCCCCCGCGCCCCCCUCCGACAGCGAGACUGCCACGCUGACCAAGCACGCGGACCCUUGAACUGACAGGUAAAUGGCGUAUCCCAGCCGCUCUGGAUAACUUCUUACAUCGAACAGCCGUUACAAACCAUAGACAAAAUCCAUAAUUAUAAAUGACAUAAACGUGAAAUCGUCUUUUGUCUAUGUUUAGAUGGAUUUAGUACUUUUGAGAUAUUCUAAGACAAUUAUUAGGACAGUCUGUCUCUUUUCUUCUGUAACUUUGUACUACUGGGGAAAGAGUGGAUGUGAUUAUGCAAAUUAUAUCCAACCAAUUUUUUUUUAAAUAAAUGAUUUGACUUUUGAAAUGUUUAAGGAACCAUGUAAGUUAUUUGAGAAGUAAAAAAAAAUGAGAGCUGACCCUAAUUGUAACAUAGUUCAAUAAUCAGGUUCAAGCAGGCAAUGUAAGGGUGAUGUGAUUUACAAUUAUAAAAUUGUUACUCAUUCUCAAGAUAAGGUAAUCAUGUUUAUUUAAUCUAUCUAUAUUCUAUGAAAUAGAUCCUAAUAUGACGAGUAAUUAAAAAGUGAAAUAUAAUCAAUCCAAAUGACAUUUGUGACAAAAAAAACAUAUGACCAUGUAGCGAGGUUUUUUAAAUGAGGCGUAAAUUCAUUGUAUUAGUUAAUAUUUAGCCAAGGCACAAACAAGCAAUCUGUUUGUAAUAUUAAACAUGAUUGUAUUUUCAUCAGUAUUAAAAUUGGUUUUAUCGCGGAUAAUACCAUUUCUCAUUAAUUACUUUCUUUGGAGUUUAAUGAAUUAACUAAUUUUUAAUGCAAACCAAAGAUAUGGAUUGCGUGUAGUUUGCAUAAACACUUUCAAAUAUCAAUAAGUUACAAUGACUAUAAUUAAAACAUGCCUAAGCAGUUUAUUUUAGGAUCGAAAUUUGAACGAGGCCUUGAAAAUACGAACUAUUUUAAUGUUUAUUGUGUUUGCCAAUAAAAGGCAAAAGAAAAUCUGCAUUGUUCUAAUGAAUGUAGUCCAAAGUUUUCAUAAUUAUAACAAAUUAAAUCACAAAUCAUCGCUUUAGUGUAGGAAGUCCAAAAACUAAACUCAAUGAUUGAUAUAGAGUCAAAGAAUUGCGCAGGCACAUAUUUUUCACUGCGACUGACUUCUUGCAGUAAACCGAUAUUUAUUAAGAUUAUUAUUUAUAAACAAAGACAUGGAAUAUGAACUGAACAUCCCCAGUUCAACUGUUAAAUGAAGCUGAGCAGAUAAAUGUGAGAGAGAUGAAGCUAUUGCUGUCUCUCUCACUCGAACGUCGUCCAGUCUCUCACAACAAGAACUAAAGCAUACAAUUAAUGAUUUGACAUUUUGAGCGUACCCGCCCAUAGAUAAUGAAUUAAAGGGGCCAUUCACGUCGAAACAGUCGAUACGGUUCGAUAAGUAUUUCAACGGACCGGCGACAUGACCUUGGUCGUUCAGUCCGCUCUACGACCAAUCCAUUCACGAUCGACCUUGUCGCAUACGACCGGAGUCCGUACUACCGUUGUCUGUACGACGGUCUUAGCGACCAGUGUCUGUACGAUGGUCCUAGCGACUGGAGUCUGUACGACGGUCUUAGCGACCAGUGUCUGUACGACGGUCCUUGCGACUGGAGUCUGUACGACGGUCCUGGCGACCAGUGUCUGUACGACGGUCCUUGCGACCAGUGUCUGUACGACGGUCCUAGCGACCAGUGUCUGUACGACGGUCCUAGCGACCAGUGUCUGUACGAUGGUCCUAGCGACUGGAGUCUGUACGACGGUCUUAGCGACCAGUGUCUGUACGACGGUCCUUGCGACUGGAGUCUGUACGACGGUCCUGGCGACCAGUGUCUGUACGACGGUCCUUGCGACCAGUGUCUGUACGACGGUCCUAGCGACCAGUGUCUGUACGACGGUCCUAGCGACCAGUGUCUGUACGAUGGUCCUAGCGACUGGAGUCUGUACGACGGUCUUAGCGACCAGUGUCUGUACGACGGUCCUUGCGACUGGAGUCUGUACGACGGUCCUGGCGACCAGUGUCUGUACGACGGUCCUUGCGACCAGUGUCUGUACGACGGUCCUAGCGACCAGUGUCUGUACGACGGUCCUAGCGACCAGUGUCUGUACGACGGCUCGCAACAGUUGUAACGUGUAUGGCCCUUCUUAACGUUUGGUAUCGUAAAGAUAACCAAGGUAUCCAGUGUGACAUUUGUGUAAUGGUAGGCACACUGUUCUAAGCAAACUUCAAUCAACAAUUGUAUAGAUAACGGGUCAGCGCGUAAAAUCCACCUCGGUAAAUAUAGCCACACUUGAGGCGUGAGAUGUUAUUUUAAAUUAGUUUGGUUAAUACAAAACGAAGUAACUAGUUGACCAAUGACUGGUAAAAAUAUUUUAUUUUGUGGGUCAUAAGGUUGAUUUCACAUUUUCGUUUUUUCCAAGUAUCAGAUAUAAUUUAUAAAAAGAACAAGAGUUCGUUUUAUAUGAUAAAAGGUCGUAUGUGCGAAAAUAACAUUUUAUAAUUUGUAACCUUAUUCCUUUAUGAGAUAGUUGUUAUUAGGUUUAACUUAAACUGUUUUAAAACACUUAUCUUUGUUCAUUAAGGAUCGAAUGUAUCUGCAUAAGUUUAAACAUACGCGGACAGUUUUUAGCUUUGAUUUUGUAUAGAGCCCAUUAUCUAUAUAAUUGUUGAUCGAAGAUGGCAAUAUACAUUUGUGCCAUUUUUGGUCUGUAUGUGAAAAUAUGAGUUGAACUAUAUCCCACUUAUUAUUAAAUAAGGAAUAAGCUUGGACUAGUUACGCCGUGUUUCGUUCAUUUCACUCAAAUGCCAUUUGUUCUUCAAUAAACAGAGAUAAAACAUGGAGCAACUAAUCCAAGCGUAGUCUUAAACUCUUUCUAUGCUUUAGUUUUUGUCUCGAGUUCAGUCUAUUCUGUAUAUCUAUGUUUAUAAAGCAUAAUUUUGUUGUAUAAAAAUAAUAGACAAUAAAUGUGUUCCAAUUUCAUUUUAAGAACUGACUCUGAAAUUGUUUGAUGUUUUGUAUGUAAAUCGUUGCAUAAUCGAAGCCAACCCAUUUUAUACUAACCUAAUUAUUUUAAUGCAGUAUUCUGUAAAAUGUUUACUUUUUCUAUGUUUUGAUUUUGAUUUUGUAGCAAUUAUUUAUCGAAUGUAUGAUGAGAAUGGUGCUUUCGUAGUUGUGUGUCACAAAUUGAUGUAUUUUAUGCCGCUUCCAUGAGUAUGAUACGGUAAUUCUUAUUUAUAUAUAAAAAUAAACUUUUCUCAAACAUGUUUGCAAAUGUGAGCAUUAUUUUGACAAUCUUCUUGGAGAUGAAGCAAAAUUGCUGGCCACAUACAUGCGAGCAGGGUCCGGCAAAGAUUGUAUGAAAACCCAUAUCUGUCGUGUUUAGCGGCCAAAUGAAUUUCAUAGUACAGUGCCACCAAUGUGCUUUGUAUUGACUGAAAUUAUGUUUAGUAUUUGUAUUUGAAUUUAAAUCGUUAUAGUAAUAUAAGUUAUUUACGGGAUUGUUACCAUGUACCUUGUUUUAAGCAAUAUUCCGAUAUUUCGGCACUGUAGCAAGCGCCAUCAUCCCGGAUUAACUGAAGUAAUUGCGGGUAGGCUGUUAUUGGCAGACAUUGGUCUACCCUCCGACGAAGUCUUUUAUUGCGUUCGAUACUCGUACCACUGUUCACAUUCUCACUAUUCAAUGGAAACUGUUCUCGACACACUUACAAUAUCAGAAUCCCGUAAAUAACUUAUAUUACUAUAUAAUGUUAGUGGCCAUGAAAGUUUAAAAUAAUUAAUUGAAAGCCACCGAUAGUGUUACAAACUCAUUUGGAGCUUUGUCCUACUUAAGAUUCUUUAUCGAUUGAGAUAAUAUAACUUUGUAUGUUCCUGCCCCCGUAGCCAUUAGCACUACAAUUUACAUUAUAUCGCGUUUUUUAUCGCGUCUAACUUUCAAACUCCAUAGUGAUUUGAAAAUAUGGCUGGCUGCACAACGCGACGGUUUGGUUUGGUUUACUGGGAAUAAGUAACGUACCAGUUUUGCUUUAUAAUUUAUUAUACUUUAAAUACCCAUAAUAAUUGUUAUUAAAGUAGGAAAAAUUCUAAAUAGAAAUUAUAAUAAAUUUAACGUUUCAUACUCCAAGCGGCGUUAUGUAACCGAGCAAUAGCAUACGUUGCUUGAUUUAAUUGCCUUAGAUUUUUGAUGAUUUGUUAUUUAUGGGGUGUUAUUGAAAUGUUAUUGUAUAAAUAUUGACUAAUAUUACAAUAACUUUUCAAUACAAAAUAAAAAUAUUGAAUGAUCAUGAUUUGUUGUGAAAUAUACAGCCGAAAUCAUUCGGUAUCCGAAAAUGUAUCCGUGCUAUCGCAUGUCCAAGUCCCUAGUCAUUGCGCCCCGUAAAUUUAACUAAAUUAUACAAGGCUUGUGAGAAUACAAAUCAUUCCAAAAGUUAUUAUUUUAGAUGUUAAGUAUAAAUCCUAAGCUCUUAAUUUAAGGUCACAAAUGGAGCUAGUUCAGUCCAACUAAUGAUUUUGUAGCAGAAUAUUGUGCCAUUGUUUGUGAGAAUAUCCGAAAGUGCCAUAUAUAUGGCGUGUAACUUUAAGAAGUUUCGACUAAAGGUUGUUAUUGAUACAUAUCUUGUGACUAUGUCCGUCCUGAAUGUACAGAGUUCAUGUUUUUCUGUGAAGCUGUAGUUAGUAGCGAUGUGUAUUUUAUUAUUGAUCUUCUAAAGAUCUUAUUGUUGUAUACGCUUUUGAAAAUUUGUAUUUAAUCGUUUGUAAUUAUUCGAUGACAUUGCCACACUGUCAUGCCAAAUUCGUAUAUUUUUCGGAUAUUUUUGGGAUAUCUUGAACGUAAAGGUCAUCCCUAUUUUAUGAGGUAAAUUAUAUUUAUAGUUUAACAAAAAAUACGUAUUAUUGACGUUGUGAUGAGUAAAUAAUACUUUUUCUGCUUCAAAUUCGGACUCGCUUCCUGUACUUCUGUGAUGUAUUUUGUACACUGUACUUUUUAGUUUUAAUUGUUCUAUGUAAAAAGACAGGAGUGUUGAUUUCUGGUCAGCUAAAUUAUUGUGUGAAUCGCUACUGUGGGUGAAGACUAAACUAUUUAUCUAAAGUGUAAAAAAUGAAAUCAAAUGAAAAUGUUAUAGGCCAUCUUAACAAAAGAAAAAAAAAGGUAAUCGUACAUGACAUACGUUUUUGUAGAACCGGCAUUUUGCGUUAUUUUUGUGAGAUUCAUACGUUCUUACUGCAAAAAAGGUAGACACGGUUUCAAACCUCGUUUAGGCAAAAUUUGUAUGUCAAUUUUUCUUAAGCACUUUAUGUGGUUAAUUUUCUAUUGCGUCCUACAAAAAAUGUGCGAAAACCGUACUAAAAGCAUUAAAAAGUAAUUUAAACCCUUCUAAAAUAUAUAAACAAUAUUAUAAUGCUAUUUUUAUUUUUCUAUACUUCGUAGUUAAAAUUGACUAAACAUUAGUUUACGUUGUAUCUAACGGAGGCAUUCAGAGAGGCCUAUUAUAUAACUUGUAACUUUGAUUAAAGUUUGUGCUGUUAUUAUUUUUGCGAAUGCAAUAGGAAUAUUGCAGCAUCAAAUUUAAUUGAAAUUUGUAGUUCCUAUCGUUUGCAGUAUUUAAAAAGUUUUCUCUACUAUAAUUUAUAAUAGGGUAUUUGCCUGCUGCACAAAUAAUUUUGAGGCUCGUUACUAAACGGUUAAUACCCGUUUAUUUAUAAUAGUUAAGUCUAUGUUAAAAUAACAAUAGUUUAGUCUUCACCUAAUUAAGUGUCAAGUGAGAAUUAUCGGUAAGCUUGCAUGCCUGUUAACGUUGACGCACACAUUAAGCAAAAAACUGUUCAUCACAGCCUCACUUAGAUAUUAUUUUUAUGAAAUUUUAAGACUUGAGAAAGGCUUGGAGCCUUUAUAAUUCGAGCAUAAUAUUGUUUACCAAUGAUUUGAAGAUAACAAUAUUUUGUGUCUAUGUAAUCUUUUAACGGUUUUGGUUUAUAACGCUUGUUUACAUUACCGUGACAUCACAAACCUAACGUAAAUAUGUGAUAACAUCACUUAAGAUAUCUAUUACCAAUGUCAUAUCAUACGACACGACAAAAAUUGUAAAGACUUGAAUUUUGAAAUGCAGUACUUUUAACACAAUAAUACUUAUUUGAUAUGAAUAUCAUCAAUAGUAAAAACAUAUAUCGUAUAUAUGUUACGGCUAAUAGCCGAAGUACGGCUACACCUAGUCUUAGCCGGCUAAAACUAGGAGCAGACCGCCACAUGCGGUUAAACUUAGGUGUAACUUAGGUGUCUUUUAUUUAUUCCAUGUAAUCGAAUCAAUCAGGAAACGCAAAAUUAGAAUCUCAAAACAACUGAACUGAAAACCUAGUUCUAGCCGAUAAUAAAUAGGAGGCACCUAAGUUUAACCACCAGUGUGCGGCUGUGCCUAGUUCUAGCCGCUAUAAUGAAGGCUAAACCUAGUUAUAACCGAAGAUAAGUAGGAUACACCUAAGUUUACCGCAUGUGGCGGGCUGCACCUAGUUGUAGCCGGCUAAAACUAGGUGUAGCCGCACUUCGGCUAUUAGCCGUAACAUAUACAAAUGGUAAAUAUGUUGAAAUUACUAUGAUUUCGGUUCAGUAAACAUAUCAUCUCUCAUUUGGUCAAUUUCCCGGAUUGCUGCAAUAAAUACAAUAAUUAAUUUGUAGCGGGGUGUGAUGAGGCCGUACCGAUCCGUUUUUGGACUGAUAAAUAAAUGAUAUAUCUAUCACGCAUAGUGUGCGUCAACCUUUAGUGUUAAGUGACAUCUACUAUACAAUAUAUUUAUGACGCGGUAUAUUUUUUGACGUUAGUUGUGCAUUUUAUUGUGAUCUGUUGCUUCUUUGAUAGUAAAUGAUGUGUUGUGACGUUUA
Messenger RNA from Chilo suppressalis (striped riceborer), 10049 nucleotides. The record is from the annotation of a GenBank genome assembly. Lineage: Eukaryota; Metazoa; Arthropoda; Insecta; Lepidoptera; Crambidae.